AUGACACCAGAAUUUGAGUCAUCAUCUCAAUCGUACACAGAUUUACUGGAGAAGGUUGAACUGGUAGUGGGCAGUGAAGUUCCGAUAGCUGUGAACAGUUUCGGUGAAUCGCUCGAGCAACUCUGUUCAAAAUGCAAAUAUCCCGAACGUAUUCUUGGUGUUUUCUAUGUGAUGCCUGUUGAGCGUGUCGAAUGUGCGGAACUGAUCAAACACAACAAAACAAAUCAAAAGUCGAUCGCAACAGUGGCAUCCUUACUGCAGUUACAAAAGAAGUUGAUGCUAUUAAGUACAGAUGCAAACGACAAACCGGGAUAUUACAUUGUUCAAUGCAUGCUGGCUGCAAUUAAUGAACUGGAUCGGCAGAUAUGUGAGGGAUACUUGAGAAAUGCGAAUGAUGUUGAUAAAUUGUUAAGCGGAGCUGGUUUCAUGAUGAAUUUUGCUGAAUUAUCAGAUGCAAUUGGACUUGAUGUCAUUAACGAUGUUGUCAGUCGAUUCACAACUUCCAACUACCAUUUCAAGCUUGAUUUUAUUCAAAAGAUGGAAGGUGAUGUCGGCUGCGUAUUCGGAAUGGGAUUCCCUGCAUUUCUCGGUGGUCCAUUUCGUUUUCACGAUGAACAUCUUCAAGAAAACGCUGAUAUCAUUAACGAUCGCAAAAACUGCCUAGAAUUUCUGCAAGAAGCAUUAUCGGACUCAAACGUGAAACGUUUCUACGAUUGA
Messenger RNA from Anisakis simplex (herring worm), 717 nucleotides. The record is from the annotation of a GenBank genome assembly. Lineage: Eukaryota; Metazoa; Nematoda; Chromadorea; Rhabditida; Anisakidae.